AAGCAGUUGUACCAGUUCACGAAAAUGGCUGCCAGGUUCUUCACGCUUGCUGCUUGUCUGCUCGGAUGCCUCCUUCAUGCUAAAGGCACAGUUUUUCUCGAUCAGGACAAGGCAAGUGCUGUUUUGCACCGAUACAGAAGGGCCAACACUGGACUAAUUGAAGAAAUGUUUCCAGGAAACCUUGAACGCGAGUGCCUGGAAGAGAAAUGUGAUUACGAGGAAGCAAGAGAAGUCUUUGAAAAUGAUCUUGAAACGCGGAAGUUUUGGAUAGGCUAUCACGAUGGAGAUGACUGCAUAUCAGAGCCCUGCAUGAAUGGAGGGAAGUGUCAAGACAGCUUCCAUGACUACGCAUGUAGCUGUCCAGCAGGUUAUGAAGGAAAGAACUGUGAAAUUGACGUUAGUUGCUCCUCUCAGAAUGGAGGCUGCAGCCAGAUCUGUGAGAACGGCUUAACUCGGAAAGCAACUUGUUCCUGUGUUAAUGGGUACAGACUGAAGGAAGACCAGAAGACCUGUGAACCCACAGUGCCCUUCCCAUGUGGGAGGAUUACAAACCCAGAGGCAGUGAAGAAUAUGCUCAGCCGCUCGCUCGAGACGGGUGCCACCAGCCCUACUGAUAGCUUCCAGGAAAAGUUGGGCAAUGUUCCUCCACCAUCAAGCCUUCAUCAUUUGGACACGAACAGUGUAAAGGGGGAAGUCCCAUGGCAGGUUUAUAUGAUCGGCUAUGAGCAGAAAGGAUUCUGUGAAGGUGUCGUGGUCAGCGAAAAGUGGGUCCUCACAGCGGCGCAAUGCUUAGCGCAUGAGCCACAAACAAUCUUGGCAGGUGAAUACAAUACGGGUGUUUUCGAACACACGGAACAGGUCCGUCGAAUAGUCAGGGCAAUUCCUUACCCAGCUCACAAUGCCAGCCAUAAACAUCUCUAUGACAUCGCCCUCUUAGAGCUGGAUUCGCCUUUGAUAAUGAAUUCUUACAUCACCCCAAUCUGCAUCAUGAACAAAUCCUCCUCCAACAACCUGCUGAUGGCUGAAGCAGGCACUGUGAGCGGCUGGUGGAGAACGACAACGCAGCAGAGAAUGGCAACCGUCCUCCAACUCCAGAAGGUUCAUUAUGCCCCUCAGAACACUUGUCUAGGAGACACUGGGGAUACCGCCUCGCAACAUCUGUUCUGUGCAGGCCCCUCGGCCCCAGCGACGAAAACCUACAGUGAGCAGAGUGGAACCCCAUAUACCACAAAUUUUAAGGGCACCUUCUUUCUAACAGGGAUAGCCUCUUGUAGAGAGCCAUGUACUGGCACGGGGAAUUACAAUCUGUACACCAGAGUAGGGGAUUAUGAAGAGUGGAUUCAAAACAUGAUCACACUUCCAUAAUUAAUCACAAGCUGGAAUAUUUCACUAGAUCUCUCUCAAAGAUCCUCUUGUGGUGCAAGGGAGGCCAGAUACAAUUAUCUUAAUUUCUUUUCUGAAAUAGCUGGACCAUAUUAAACUGAGUACAGAUUUCUUUUCGAAAGUAGUGUAAACACAGGAAAGAGUAAAGGAACUAAGAAAUAAUGAAGUUCAGUGAGAAGUGUGAUUGGCUUGGAAUGUGAGAUUUAUCCUCAGCAAUAUCAUGACAAGCCUUUAAGAAGCUACAUUGGCUAAGCAUUAAGGAAGGUACAAAAAGCAACCUUGUAAGGAACGUUGGAAAAUUAGAAUGGCAAAUGCAUUAGAAUGAAAAAUCAGCACACAGUGCAUUUCUGUGUUAUGAAGUAUGACAAAAGCACAAAUAAAUGUCACCAUGGAAAAAAUAA
Varanus komodoensis (Komodo dragon) is the source of this 1784-nucleotide messenger RNA. Its product is annotated as coagulation factor IX-like. The transcript has 8 exons. The coding region runs from base 25 to 1365 and encodes 446 amino acids. Gene Ontology annotation, cellular component: extracellular region. NCBI's taxonomy places the organism in Eukaryota, Metazoa, Chordata, Lepidosauria, Squamata, Varanidae. Gene Ontology annotation, molecular function: calcium ion binding; serine-type endopeptidase activity. The record is from RefSeq and is a predicted model, not a curated record. Gene Ontology annotation, biological process: blood coagulation; zymogen activation.